Nematostella vectensis (starlet sea anemone) is the source of this 1583-nucleotide messenger RNA. RefSeq lists its product as uncharacterized. The record is from RefSeq and is a predicted model, not a curated record. The coding region runs from base 223 to 1116 and encodes 297 amino acids. The transcript is spliced from 5 exons. NCBI's taxonomy places the organism in Eukaryota, Metazoa, Cnidaria, Anthozoa, Actiniaria, Edwardsiidae.
GGCGGAACAGAAAAUCCCAAAAGACAAAAACAAAUCGAUGUUUUGAAAAUGCGGCGUUGCGAUACAACAGUUUCGACAGUAAUUGAGAAUAGAGUGUGCUGUUUUUGAGAUGCCCCCAGGAAUACAGAACUCUAGAUAUAACAAACAGCUAUCGUCAAUAAGCAAUCAUCGUCAGGCUUCCAGUUAGUGACUUGGGUUUGGAGACUUUAGAAAUCUAGCAAAAUGGUCAAGUUGCGUAGACGUGGGAUGAAAGUCCCCAUGAUGAUGGCCUGUGUGACACAAUCCCUGCCAAUCAUUCUGCUGUCAUGGCAACUCAGCACUGCUCAACUGUGCUCGAACUUCAUCUUAGACCAUCAUGCAUUGCGAAAUCACGUGAUACAGACCCUCUCUGUAUCCAGUGAGGAUGAGUGUUUUACGGAGUGCGAGGACAGCAGCCAAUGCGUGACAAUUAAUUUGGUGAACCUUCGCUGCGACCUGAACCACGCCUCCCAUCUGUCUCACCCGAAGGACUUUCUACCAGAUGCUAACGCACGUUAUGCUGUGGUUAAACCGCUGACCAUCUGCAGUAACACGUUCUGCAGCGAGAACUACGCAUGCGUGAUGAAUGUUGACGGCAGGUCUUACCGAUGUGAGGAAAUCCCACUCAACAUCUACGUGAAAGCGGCAGCCUUUGGUGACCCCGGCGGAGCUGAGCAAUCAAUGAUCUCUAUCAAUAAUCGAAAAUUCGCUCUCAAGGGAACGAAAACUCGUGGUCACAAUUUCGUGGUGGUUCGGUGUGAUGGUAGCCUGGUGUCCAAUCAGACGUUCGACACCCACUUCGACUCACAAGCGAGCACUAACCUGGUGAACUACCUGCAGGGCUUGCCUAAUGACACCAUCGUCACUAUCGCAGUAAAGGACGAAGGAUCGACCCAACUUAGUGAUGACGCCGUUAACGCGCUUCAGACGAUCAUCCACAUUCAAGCACCAUCUAUGGUGUAUCAAGAGAGCAUGGCUUUUAUUGGCUACAAGGGAGCAACCAUACCAUCGUGGAAAAUAGGCACAAAGAAAUCAAGUGGCGAAGGUCCAUCUGUAGUUACAGCACGCAUCUGUAAAUGCAAAACCUGUGAUGCCUGACUCGACAUAAGCAUUUACCAUAAGCGAAGCCAGAUUCCAGGGGGGGGGGCAUAAGCUCCUUUUGUAGAAACAGCACGCAUUUGUGUAUAUGCCUGUAAAGCUAAGAUGCCUGGUUUCGGCAUGCGACUCGCGACGCAACAAGAAACGCUGUAUGCAAGUCGCAGAAAAACUCGCCUCUGGUUUCAUUUUUUUUUUCUAGUUUUCAUAUUUUUAUUGAGUACACAAUAAUGUGUAGCGCACGUUCCCAAAUCUUGGCAACCACAGGAAGGAUGGAAAUAGGUCUGUAGUUAGCGGCAUCAGAGCCAGGACCAGACUUGUGUAUAGGCGACACCACAGCAUGCUUCCACUCAGAUGGUAUACUACCUUCAGCCAGGGACCGGUUGAAGAGAGCGGUCAGAGGCUUAGCAAUAUGAGUAGCCCCGUCCUUUAAAAGGCAGGCAGGAAUGUUUUUCAGUCCAGUAGAUUUU